GAGCCAGGCUGGUGCCUGAACAUCUCAGUUUGAGGGAGGAGGCUUGGAUCAGGAUCCUGUGCCUGAAGCCAAGUCAGUCACUCACGUCUUUGCUGGCUCUCAAGGAACCUCCAAGCGGACAGAGCACCUCUUCUGGCCACCAUGAGCACCACCACAGGGCCUGAAGCUGCACCCAAACCAAGUGCAAAGUCUAUCUAUGAGCAGAGAAAACGUUACUCCACUGUGGUUAUGGCUGAUGUGUCCCAGUAUCAUGUCAAUCACCUGGUCACCUUCUGCUUGGGGGAGGAAGAUGGCGUGCACACUGUGGAAGAUGCUUCCAGAAAGCUGGCAGUCAUGGACAGCCAGGGGCGUGUCUGGGCACAGGAGAUGCUACUGAGAGUGUCACCUGGUCAUGUCACUCUGCUUGAUCCAGUCUCUAAGGAGGAACUAGAGUCAUAUCCUCUCGACGCCAUCGUACGCUGCGACGCGGUGAUGCCCCGAGGACGGAGCCGCUCGUUGCUGCUCCUGGUGUGCCAAGAGCCAGAGCGUGCACAGCCAGAUGUCCAUUUCUUCCAGGGCCUGCUCCUCGGGGCGGAGCUGAUCCGUGAGGACAUCCAAGGGGCUCUGCAGAACUACCGCUCCGGACGUGGGGAACGCAGGGCGGCAGCACUCAGGGCUACGCAGGAGGAGCUGCGACGCGGUGCCUCUCCAGCAGCGGAGACCCCGCCCUUACAGCGUCGCCCUUCUGUCCGCGCGGUGAUCAACACGGUGGAACCAUCCGCGGUGCGCGGGCGACCCCAAGUGGAGCCAAUUCCAGAGACUGAGGAAGCGAGGAAACCCGACCCAGCGCGCACGACGACUAGGAGCUCUGAUCCUACCUCCCCAGACCUGGGCCCAAGGGGUCCUGAGCUGGCCGGUCUGCAGGCGGAGCGGGAUGUGGAUAUCCUGAACCAUGUGUUUGACGACGUGGAGAGUUUUGUAUCCAGACUGCAAAAGUCAGCAGAGGCUACCCGGGUUUUGGAGCACCGUGAGCGCGGCCGCAGGACACGACGCCGAGCUGCUGGAGAGGGCCUGCUGACCCUAAGGGCCAAGCCACCCACAGAGGCUGAAUACACUGAUGUGCUUCAGAAAAUCAAAUACGCCUUCAGUCUGCUGGCCCGGUUGCGGGGCAACAUCGCCAACCCCUCCUCUCCAGAGCUGUUACACUUUCUGUUCGGACCUCUGCAGAUGAUUGUGAACACUUCAGGCGGCCCUGAGUUCCCGAGGAGUGUGCGACGACCACAUUUGACCUUGGAGGCUGUGGCGCUGCUCCGCGACAAUGUCACUCCUCGUGAAAAUGAACUAUGGACCUCACUGGGGGACUCCUGGACCCGCCCAGGGGUGGAGCUGCCCCCUGAAGAAGGGUCUCCAUACAGUCCGGAAUUCUACAGCGGUUGGGAACCUCCGGCCACUGACCCGCAGGGCCGCCCCUGGGAGGACCCAGUGGAAAAACAGCUACAGCACGAGAAGCGGCGCAGGCAGCAAAGCGCCCCCCAAGUCGCGGUCAAUGGUCAUCAAGAUCCAGAACUGGAAACUGAGUCCCAGCUAGAAGAGAAAGCCAGAAAAUGGGUUCUGUGUAAUUAUGACUUCCAGGCCCGAAAUGGCAGCGAGCUAUCUGUCAAGCACCGAGAUGUGUUGGAGGUCCUGGAUGACAGGCGCAAAUGGUGGAAGGUUCGGGACCAUCAAGGACAAGAGGGCUAUGUACCCUAUAAUAUCCUGACACCCCACCCUGGACCUCAGGUGCACUGCAGCCAAAGCUCCGCAAUAAACCUAGAGACUAGCCCACCUCCUCCCCCACCUGCUGCAGCUCCAGCCCCCACUCAGGUGCGGCCCCAGUGGGACAGUUGCGACAGUCUAAACAGUUUGGAUCCCAGCGACAAGGAGAAAUUUUCCCAGAUGCUUUGUGUCAAUGAGGAGCUGCAGGCGCGCCUGGCGCAGGGCCGUUCGGGUCCCAGCCGGGUAACCCCGGGGCUUCGAGCCCCGGAGCCCCAGCUCAGCCCACGCUCUGAGGCCUCGGUGGUCCGUGCCUGGCUGCAGACCAAGGGCUUUAGCUCCGGGACUGUGGAUGCGCUUGGAGUGCUGACUGGCGCACAGCUGUUCUCGCUUCAAAAGGAAGAGUUGCGGUCGGUGUGCCCGGAAGAAGGGGCGCGAGUAUAUAGCCAAGUCACUGUGCAGCGGGCGCUACUGGAGGACAGAGAAAAAGUAUCAGAGCUGGAGGCCGUAAUGGAGAAACAAAAGAAAAAAGUGGAAGGCGAGACCAAAACAGAAGUCAUUUGAUCCUGGUUCAUUCAUAAAAAGUGAUGAGAUGGUGGGGUUCCCAGCGCCCCGAAAGACAACAGUCACCAGACUCCUCCCCCAACGUCAGUAGCAGUAGAUGCCGUAAAGGACCGCCCACCCUGGGUUCCCCGCGGUCCUGGCGGGCGGACUGCAUUGACAGUGCUGACCGGAACCUUUCCAGAGGGACUGAUGGGAAUGGGGAAGGGAACAGAGCAUGGACACUACUAGAAAGGCACGCCCAAGAGGCGCGAUGAUGGCCCUGUGCGUUGUGAUGCGCUAUAAACAGCCUCCUUUUAGGCUAUGUCCACCUGCUGUCCCCCCCCACACACACCCCCUCUCUUGCCGGCCACCAAGAUGCCAGGAAUCUAGAAGACAUCCAUAUUUUCUCUCCACAAACCUGGAGAUUCCAACCCAGGCUUCCUCUUAAGCACCAAUCUAUCCUUGCUCUAACACUAUCUACAAUCUCUCUCUGGUUCAAAAUCCUUUCCUGUCAACUAGCGUGAGGCCUGGGAUUUUCCUUUCAAAGGCAGAGGGUGUCUCCUUCCACCCCCCAUUUUGGGUCAACCCCUCCAAUCACAGGCAUUUCCGCACUUACUGCUUCUGCUGGUUGGAGCAGCUUCCAUCAAUGUGGCUCAACUCACCUACAUUCCAUGGAUGCCUGUGCCAGCCACUAAGGAUUCAGCUAUGAAGAUCGGGAUGCUAUAGGCUCUUGGGUCUUCCAGUCCCCAGAACUUUCUCCCUGCCAAGUCCUGCAACUUGUCUGGUUUAUUUAGGUGGCUAGUAAGAGCUGGUUUUCUCAUUGAGACUAGAUACCCCUAAGGUUUUUUUUUUUCCUGCUGUGGCACUUCCCUUUGCAUCCCUAAAACACUUCAAGAGUCACACCAGUGCAGUUGGCCUCUGCUCUCCAGGCAGUUCAGCUCUUACCUGAGCCACCAGUGGCACACCUCAAAUCCAAGCUAGAAAAGCCAGCCUUUGGGCUGACAGCUUCACUAUACCCACUUUGCUCCAGAACACUAUCCACAAUAGAUCUCUUUCCCACUUCCUGUCUACCUCUCAAGCAUGUCUCUUGGCUUCUCCCGACAGAUGGGAUAAAACCUAACCCCAGCAUGAAAGUUGAUAUACAUGACCACUCCAGGUUCAGGGCCCUCUUCCUCCCUUUUCAGGACCCCAAGCAUUGGUUCGUGCUGUUGGCUCUGCUAGGAAUGUCCUGGCCUUUUGGAGUCUAAUCACUGCCUGUCGUUCCUUAUGUCAGGGUUGGGUGGUUAGUUGGUUGAUUGGUUUUGUUGGAGAUAGUCUGGAUAUAGCCUCAAAGUCUCAAUUCUGUUUCAGUUUCCUGCAUGCUGAGAUUCCUGGCAGAUGCCCUCCUGCCUUCUUUUCUAAGAAACUUAAAAACACAAGCAGUUUGCCCAAACUGUUUUUGACUCUGCAGUGAGCUCCCAGGCUCCAGGCUGCAGGCUGCCGUGCAGGCAGGGACCAGCUGGCUUGCUGGAACACCAGAUGCCUCUAGCUCUCUAUGGUCUGGAAUCUGAUCAU
This is a messenger RNA of Rattus norvegicus (Norway rat), 3828 nucleotides long. RefSeq names its product EPS8 signaling adaptor L1 (gene Eps8l1). Gene Ontology annotation, biological process: Rho protein signal transduction; positive regulation of ruffle assembly; regulation of Rho protein signal transduction. Gene Ontology annotation, cellular component: protein-containing complex; cytoplasm; ruffle membrane. Lineage: Eukaryota; Metazoa; Chordata; Mammalia; Rodentia; Muridae. Gene Ontology annotation, molecular function: guanyl-nucleotide exchange factor activity; T cell receptor binding; actin binding. The record is from RefSeq and is marked validated.